AUGGCUUCGAUAUCCCUUCCUCCACAGCCUCAAGCUAGUCCGGCAUUCUCUCCAUAUCUUCCCUCAGCUGAUCGGUCUCCUGAGGGUCACAGCCGCCACAAUCUGAGAAUGUCUGCUCCGCUUCCAAACCCACACUUCGUCUUUCCAGCCCGGGAUCCUAGCGAUGAGACACCCAAGUCAUCGGAGACGGGUGCGAGGACUGCUCUGCCGCUCCCAGCGUUCUCUUUCAAUCCGGGCGCUCAACAUUCGUCACAACCAUCGAUGCCCUCUCUUACCCCAAGUAGGCCAGCUGGACACCGCAGACGAUGCAGUGAGUUCGUUGGUGGAGAACAUCCGAUCAUUCCGGCUGGGUCCAUCGAGGCCACUCAAGGCAAGGAUGACAACUUAGCGCCAGCACCCGCCAAACUCCCCGCUCCAGGGCCCGGCUUCAGUGCGGGUAGUCAAGGAAAACGCCGUCAUGCCCAUCGCCGCUCGGCAGCUAUAUCCAGCGUGGAUCUCACGGCUAUCUCGAAUGCGCUAGACUUGAAACCACCCAUUGGAAGUGCUCCGUGCUUUCCGGCAGACACAACGCGCGAAGGCCAUGCUUCUAAUGAACCUCCCAGGCCAGUCUCUCAGUCUGCAAUUAUUCUGACCCGGCGAUCUCCUCCAGUGUCGCCUACCAUCGUGAUUGAGGAAGACCACUCAGAGCCUGCUGAACCUGGUACUCCUAGCUAUGUUCCCACGCCCGAACGCCACUCAGCCGAAAUCCUGUCGAAAGAAAUUGAGCCGGCGGCAACAUCAGGAUUUGGUGCUUCCGCUAGAAAUAGCGGCUAUACUUGCUUUUCUCCUGCAGUCGACAACACACAACCUAAGGCUGAGAAGUCAAGGCCAAGACCUCGAACUGCGGAUGCAUCCUUCAUGCUAGAUCCGAGCAAGACCGCCAACGUGGACGAUGCAUCGCCCAUGAAACGGCCAUUGUCUGCGGCAGGCCACUCGCGUAAUCGCAAAAGCUUGUCCUCGGGAAUUCUCGAGCAUCUUGCAGGCUCAUCGCGUCGUUCCUCUUCCUCUUCCAGUGGUUCAGAAAGCAGCUCGAAUACCUCGGUAAGCGAGACAAAUGAAUCGUCGGAAUCUCCGUCAGGCAAAAAGAAAUCGAAAGCCAAGAAAAGGCAGAAGAAAGUGCGGUCUUGGGCGGGCGCUCUUCUGACAAGAGGUAAAAAUAAGCGGCAUACCAAGAAGGACAUGCCGAUAUCAAAGUCUACUGCCUCUCCCCCUGCAUUAACCAGGACAAAUUCGGAUCUUGGUUCGGGCUUGGACGUCGAUUUCGAUGAUGACAACAUCGUCGUCUUGCGAACACCCACCAACCCGGCUACACCGGAGUCGAGUCACCUGCCUCCAGAGGAGGAGCUACAACCUAGCCUGGAUAACUCUUGGAAGCCAAGGAGCUUCUACGAACAGAAUACUCAGAAUGAUGCCUUUAGUCCAGUGAUAGAUCUUGAUGCAGCUCUGGGUCCAUUCAAUACCCCUGAUAUGCGGUCUAGUCGUGUUGCAGAGAGCGGCUUCUCGGCGGCAACGAAGCGGAUGUACAGUGGUGGACGACGGGGUGAAUUCAUAGGUCCGGAGAUGCGCUAUCAUCGCCGUGCAGAGAGCGCUCCGGAAAUGCCCCCCUUUGAUCGCAGCUUUCUCGGUGGCAACCGAUUUGUCACCACUUCAACCUUGGAGAACCCUGAUGUUCUGUACGAAGAAGAGGAGGAUGCUUUUCUUGCUGCCACCGGCGAUGCUCAACAGGAAUCUGUUGAGCAAUCAGGUCCGCAGGUGGCCACAUCCGACACGGCUGAUGCAGAUAGGCAAUCUGCGGAUAGCAAAGACAGCUCUGAUACCCUGACACACCAGCCGCUUGCUCAAGAAACUAACAAGGGCGAUUUACCUCACGCUGGUCUGGGUAUACAGAAGGACGAACCGAACGAUGCCACGGACAUUGCUGCUACCCGUCCGGAUCAGGAGGAGCAGAAGCUCACCGCCAAGCAGACCUCGCUCGCUCAAUUCCACAAUGCGGCUAACCCUUUCUCUGCUCAGCUGCAGAGUUCGACAGAGACGGACAGACAGGAAUGGCAACAUAAGCCUGUUCCACCGAGUCCUGACAUCUCGCCUCGAUUUAUGCCUGCUGACCGAACUACCACCCCACUGGAGCUGACCCCCAAUAUCCCUCCAUUGUCUCUCCAAGGCAACAACUCUCUUCCAAACUCUUCCUUCCCAUCUCCCGACUUUACGCUGUCUUCCGACGUUCCUCGCUCAGUCACGACUUCGUCCACGACCGACCGUAAUUUUUCGAACCCCUCAUACAAUCCCUCGGUGGAUCUUCCUCAGGGUUCAGUUGAGGAUGUGCCCUCACUGACCAGCAGUGCAUCAACGACGACAAACACCUUGAACCGGAUCUCCGGCACAUUCUUCACUCGCCCUCGCUUGUCCACUGAUCGUUCGGCGUCUUUUUCUGCCGCUGUGCGCCGUCGUACCAGCCAAGCCAACAGCUCUAAAAGAUCCAGUCUCGCCAGUCUCUCCAAGCUGGUUGUUGGGCCCCACGCAGAACGGAGCAAGCUUAGCUACGAAGAGAAGCCCCCGGAAGAUGAGCCUGAAAGAGCCAAGAAGAAAGGUCUUCGGAUCAGCCGUCUCAUGCACUUCUGGCGAACUAAAGAUAAGGACAAGUCCUGUCAUGAACAUGGUGUUCGGGAUCAGCGGCCCUCUUGA
Aspergillus niger is the source of this 2721-nucleotide messenger RNA. RefSeq lists its product as uncharacterized. The record is from RefSeq and is a predicted model, not a curated record. The transcript has a single exon. The coding region runs from base 1 to 2721 and encodes 906 amino acids. Lineage: Eukaryota; Fungi; Ascomycota; Eurotiomycetes; Eurotiales; Aspergillaceae.